Sinocyclocheilus grahami is the source of this 1103-nucleotide messenger RNA. Its product is annotated as histone RNA hairpin-binding protein-like. NCBI's taxonomy places the organism in Eukaryota, Metazoa, Chordata, Actinopteri, Cypriniformes, Cyprinidae. The transcript is spliced from 8 exons. The record is from RefSeq and is a predicted model, not a curated record. Gene Ontology annotation, cellular component: cytoplasm; histone pre-mRNA 3'end processing complex. Gene Ontology annotation, biological process: mRNA transport; mRNA 3'-end processing by stem-loop binding and cleavage. Bases 78 to 893 code for a protein of 271 amino acids. Gene Ontology annotation, molecular function: histone pre-mRNA stem-loop binding; mRNA binding.
CUGGAGGGACAUUGGCGCGGUUUAACCUACACCCGGCAGCAGUUCGUGCGGGAGCUUUCUGAUUUUCAUUCGAAACAAUGUCUGCUCAUCAAAAAUACAGAUACGAAAACGAUUGCAAACCUGAUGAAAACAGGAACAAAGGCGCUUCGAGAUGGUCCCAUUGUAGGAAACGCGGUGCAGACGGUAGUCUGAGAAAAUCUCACGCGGUUGAAGAGCCUGUCAAAUGUUCACAGAGCUCACGCAGACCAAAAAGUUUCACAACCCCAGAGAGUGAGGGACCUGUGUCCAGAGUAAAAAACUGGGGAGAUGAGGUAGAGGCAGAGGAAAUGCGUUCAAAUGUCCAACGUGAUAUGCAUCGAUACAGAAGAAGGAUUCUUGAAGCAGAUUUUCCUCAAAGAGACAGAAAAAUCUCAUCUGGAAGUUCGGACUCCAGAGACUCUAGAGAUUCCAAAGAGUCUUCUGUUAAAGGAGACAUCGAGACAGACGAGGCCACACUCAUAAGAAGACAAAAACAGAUAAAUUAUGGGAAAAACACUCUCGCAUAUGACGGAUACAUUAAAGAAGUUCCCAAGCAUAUGAGACAGCCUGGUGUUCAUCCAAAGACUCCAAACAAAUUCAAGAAGUACAGCCGACGCUCCUGGGACCAGCAGAUUAAACUGUGGCGGGUCAAACUUCACGCUUGGGAUCCUCCUGCAGAAGAGGGAAGCGAUGUGCAGCAGAUAGAAGUGAUUGACCUUGGUGAAAUAAUGGACUUUGAGUUGGAUGUGGAAUGUUCAGUGGAUACUGAAUCCAAGUGUCCAACAUCCAGUGGAGUAUCGCUGUCUUUGGCAGAGGACUCAUUUACAGGAACCCCUAAAAAGGUGAUGAAAAUUGAGGAUACUGAAAUGUCAUGAGCAACUACGCUAAUAUCCGAGGAUCUAUGAGAGAACUCCUGAGCAGCUGAAUUGUUUAAAUACACUGUUUUCCUUACUGUUUUGAGUGUUAUUGUAAAAAUGCUUUCAACAGGUUCUGGUGUUUUUGUGAUAGCACAGGUUUUGACAGCUUCUUAAAGAAGUUUUUUAAAAGAGGUUUUGGCAGUAUAACUGAAUUCAACAUUGAGUUCU